AUGACUAGUGCCAUCGAAAGAAUAAUCAACUACUCGAAGUAUCCAAUCACCGAACAAAAUAGCGUCAUUCUUGUAGAAGUUAUCAAGCGUGCGCGACACGAGUUGAACGAGAAAGGGAUAGCCUUGCUUCCGGACUUUAUGCUUUCAUCUGCCCUAAAAGAAACAAUCACAGACACCGAGCAGGUUUUACCCAAAGCAUUCCGUGGAAUAAGCGACCAUAACGUCUACUUAGAAGAUUGUAAGGAGGAAAAAUUGGAACCGAAUCGCCCGAGCAAAAUCAUUUCUCGCUCUUCGAAAUCAUGCGUGACUCACGACCAGAUAAAGGCAAGCACGCCAUUAAACAAGCUCUACAUGUCACAGGCGAUGACUGAUUUUGUUCGACUUUUACUGCAAAGGGAGGUGCUUUAUCGCACAGCCGAUCCUUUAGGAGCAUUAAAUGUGCACGUGUACAAAGAAAGGGACCAACUCAACUGGCACUUUGAUCGUGGCGAAUUUGCAGUCACUCUUCUUCUACAAUCACCUGAAGGAGGUGGACAUUUCCAAUACAUUCCCUCGACAAGGUAGAUUAUAUUAAGGCCACUGAAUGAUGUAGGAGAAGAACGGGGCUGCUUAAGGUAGACAACCUUUCUUCGUUCUUUUACAUCAGAACUAUAAAGCAAGAAUUAACUCUACUCUUAAAGGCAUCAGCAGCGUUACCUUGCGAGAAACGUGAUUUAUUCGCAGGCCUGUUUACAUGGAGGCGGGGGAGCCCACAUAGGUGUGGUAACAUGAGGGGUGUCACCCUACCUAUCAGGUAAACGUGAUCAAAUAAAAAUGAGAGAUUAUAUGGACAGGCGGGUUACCCCACCGAAGCGGGUUACCUCACCUAGCUGGGGUCCCCCACCUCCAUGUAGACAGGCCCUUAGUUUCUUCCGUAGCUUGCCUCAGUCCUCCGCAGGGCCUUUUUGCCAUAAGGAGACUGGAGCCGCGUGAAGAAGAAAGCGCAAAGGGAAAAAUGGGAAGGGUAAAGAAGAAAUGGCUGCCUUCCUUCCUUCUGCCCUAAAAUGAUGGGCAGAUUUAGUAAAGAACGACAACGCCCGUCAAAUUAGAACUCGACAGCGCGGAAUGAACUGAACGCGUGGACUUCCUGUGAACAAUUAGCUCGAUAUGUAGCUCUUAGCGUCUUAGAUCUGCGCGCGGCGUCAUCCCGGUCGUCUCGUUUUCUUUGCUAAAUCUACCUGAUCUAUCAAAGGCGCCGCAUUAUAUCCUGUUUUGCGUUCGCUUGGAAUAUGGCAAAGAUUUGAAGCACUGUAUCGUUUCGAGCAAGGUCAUCUCCCUCUCCCUCGACAUCUCCACGAUAGAAUGGCAUGGACUUCAAACCCUCACACGAGUUAAAACCACGUAUCUAGGCACUAAGGAUCCCGUCACGGUUAACGGAGGCUCUGGGAACGAAACUGAGGAUGCAACGUAAACAAGUUCGGGAGAUGACUUACAGUGUUGCGUUUGCUGCAUAGUAAAAGUGCCUUACCUCAUGAUCACUGUCGAUCCUUCCGGAGUCUUGAACGUUUAACGUCCAUGUGUAGUACAUUUGGGUCUUUCGCUGACUUUGUGACGAAUUGUAAUUAACUCUCUCUCUCUAACUGCAAGAGGUUAAUCAAUCUAUGGCUACAGGGUAAUGGGCUCCAGAUGGCAGUGUAGUCUAGGAACACACAGUCGCGGGAGUUGCGUGUGAAUCUUGGUCUCCCGCGAUUCUUGAGUGGCAAGGGAUACACAGAGCGUUUCCUCCUAAGUAUGCACUGCUUGUGAUUUUUCUCGUUUUGAUACCGUUUUACGCGCGUUAGGAGAGAGACUCGGCCCUCAGCCCACUGCCCAACGUAGAGGACCAGAGGAUUACGCGGAUCUAUGUAGUUUUCUGGGAAACUGCCCACCUACCCCUCCCUUAAGCCAACAUUGACACUUACUGCUCACUUGGGGCAAAAUGUUGGCUCGAUUUCCUGGUCUCCUCCCUUCGACCAGUUUAGCAUGGAUGGCCCUGUUAGGUACACAAGACUACUCCAGCCGACAUAGCUAAAUGGGUUUUAGUCAUGGAGACUCCCAAACCGCCUCAAAACGAUAAGGUGCUGAUCCGAUUGAGGCAUUUGCUGUUAUACUAAUGGCGAUACUAAUUUAUUUUGCCGUUUAUCGAUCUCUCUUUAGAUCCCCGGGAAAUGAAAACUACGACCUGGUUAGGCAAGUGUUACUGGCCUCUCAAGCUGGAAAAGAUCUAAGCGAUCUUGGCGUAAAACAGGCCGAUCUUCAGCCAGGCACCCUCGUGAUAUUUUGUGGCCGCCAUUCCAUGCAUCGCGUGACACCAGUGCAAGGCAGUAAGUCACGCAUUCUUGCCGUGCUGUCUUAUGAACAGAAACCUGACGUAUAC
Molecule: messenger RNA, 2395 nt
Organism: Porites evermanni
Lineage: Eukaryota; Metazoa; Cnidaria; Anthozoa; Scleractinia; Poritidae
Source: the annotation of a GenBank genome assembly